This is a messenger RNA of Parasteatoda tepidariorum (common house spider), 909 nucleotides long. Its product is annotated as astacin-like metalloprotease toxin 5. The record is from RefSeq and is a predicted model, not a curated record. Gene Ontology annotation, molecular function: metalloendopeptidase activity; zinc ion binding. Gene Ontology annotation, biological process: proteolysis. Lineage: Eukaryota; Metazoa; Arthropoda; Arachnida; Araneae; Theridiidae.
GAUUAAAAAUAUUUUUGCAACAGAAGGAAAAUGUUAAGAUAAAUAAAUAUGCACAUGGGAACUUACUAUCAUAAAUGCCCCAGGUACUUCACUAUGUACGCUCUCGUAAUAUUUUGCGUUUUUCAAAUAACUUAUGGAUUCGAAGUACCUUACAAUCCUCUUAUCAAUGAAGGUUUAUUUGAAGGAGACAUAUUAGGUGUUGAUCCAAAUGAGGACCGAAAUGCUGUACCACGUGACUCUCAGUUGUGGCCUGGUGGUGCUGUUCCUUACAUCAUUUCUCCUGAAUUAGAAUUCAUGAGGGCGGACAUAGAGAAGGCUAUGAAACAUAUUGAAGAUAAUAGCUGUAUUCGCUUUGUUAAAAGAACUCAUGAGCGAGAUUACGUCAAUAUUUUCCGUCAUACAGGAUGUUAUUCUCACUGGGGAAGAAUUGGAGGAGAGAAUUUACUUUCCCUCGGAAAGGGAUGCCAAAACUUUAUUAUAAUCGUUCAUGAACUCAUGCAUGCAGUUGGUUUUGAACAUGAGCAUAACAGAUCAGAUAGAGACGAAUAUGUCAGGAUUAACUGGGAAAAUAUAGAACCAAAAUGGUACUAUGCCUUCGAAAAACUCCAGCCUGUACAGAACAGAUUGUUGACCAGAUUCGACAUCAAUUCUGUCAUGUUAUAUGGCAGUACUUUCUUUGCAAAGAGCUGGAACAAGUAUUCUAUGGUGACUAAAGAUGGAAAUUACAUUCCACAAACUUACGAUAAAAAAUCAUUGUCUGAAUUAGAUUCUUUAAGAAUUAGAAUGCUUUACAAAUGCAAGCAAUGAUUGAAUGUACCCCUUAAUUAAAAUUAUUAUAAUAUCAACAAAUACUUAUCGCACAUACUAUUAGAACCAUUUCAAAACUAAAGUUUCAAUGUUUUUUUUUAA